UUGCAUUAUGUAGAAACUUAACACCACAGACCACCUCGCUGACCUGUCUUCUCUUUUCUUCUUCCUUGCAAAAAUAGCAAAAUUUGUCCUUCUGCACUAUUAAUUUUCCCCUCUCUCCGUCGAUCCAAAACCCUAGAAUUUUCAAUUUGUCCAAAUUCCCCAUCAACUUUCAAUCUCACAAAGUUCUUUUGAUUUCAACUGCAGUUUAAAUCCACCAAUUUAAAAUUUCAUCGCCGGAUCACGAACUCUAAUUUCAUCUAAUUUAUUUUUUUUCUUUUGCUAAAUUUACAUCUUAGAAAGCUUAAUUAAACAAACUUUGUGAAUUUUUACGAACCGGGUUUGAUUAAUUGGGAAAUAAACAUUGUAAUUGAUCGAUUUUGUUUUGUUUUCGGGAGAUAAAAAAUGGAUUCGAGCAGGAGAGCAGUGGAAUCAUAUUGGAGAUCGAGGAUGAUCGACGGCGCAACUUCCGACGAAGAUAAAGUAGCGCCGGUUUAUAAAUUAGAAGAAAUUUGUGAGCUUCUAAGGUCUUCUCAUGUUAGCAUUGUUAAAGAAGUUUCUGAGUUUAUUUUAAAGAGGCUUGAACAUAAAAGCCCUAUGGUCAAACAAAAGGCUCUGAGGUUGAUAAAGUAUGCAGUGGGAAAGUCCGGUGUAGAGUUCAGGAGGGAAAUGCAAAGACAUUCUACUGCAGUACGGCAGUUAUUUCAUUAUAGAGGUCAGGCGGAUCCUUUGAAGGGUGAUGCUCUUAAUAAGGCUGUGAGGGACACAGCCCAUGAGACUAUCUCUGCUAUUUUCUCGGAGGAGAAUAAGGCAGCCCCUGCAGAUGAUCUUAACAAAAGGAUACAAGGAUUUGGUAAUACAAAUUAUGAAAUGCCGACAGAGGAUAGGAAAUCGUUUCUUAGUGAGGUAGUUGGUAUUGGAAGUGCUUCUAUUAAGCAGGGCAUUAGUAGCUUUACGCAAGGCCAUUCACUAAAGAAGAAUGACAAUGGAGGCUACAAGGGUCCUACUCUUCGAAGGUCCUUGACCAUAGAAAAUGACAACUCAGAUAGAUAUGAACCAGUUCAGUUACAUAAUGAAACUCAGGGUACUUAUGGAGUUCCAAAGAGUGGGACUACUAGUGGACCUUGGGGCCAGGAAACUAGGGUAUUGAGUGCAGGGACGAAAAAUGAGGAGUCUAAUUCAAGUUACACGCAGAGUAAGACUCGUGAGGAGAGAUUGUUGGAGACUAUUGUAACACCUGGCGGUGUACGUCUGCAACCCACCCGUGACGCUAUUCAAGUUUUUCUAGCAGAAGCAGUAAAGCUAGAUGCAUUGGUCUUGAGUCGAGCCCUUGAAUCUAAGCUCCAAUCUCCUAUGUGGCAGGUUCGUGUCAAAGCUCUGUGUGUGCUUGAGUCUAUCCUGAGGAAAAAGGAUGAUGAUCAUUUUGCAAUUAUUGCUUCAUAUUUCAUUGAAAAUAACAAUACUGUAAUUAAAUGCUCUGAGUCUCCUCAAUCUUCUCUCAGAGAAAAAUCUAUGAAGGUGUUGAGUCUCUUAGGUGGCGAACAGGCAGGGGGCUUGACUAGCAAGUCAGUAAAGGCUGAGACGCCUCCCGUGCAGAUGCCUGACUUAAUAGACACUGGAGAUGCAAAUGAUUUUUUCGGAACAGAUGAUCCUACAAUGAGGCCAAGUGACCAGGCAGGAAAUCUGACGGCACCUACAACGAGUCCGUUAAUAGAUGAUCUAUUUGGAGAUGGUUAUGGUCCUGGUGUAAGCUCGAGCGAGCAGAAAAGUGAGGAUGAUCCAUUUGCAGACGUCUCAUUUCACCCCAGCGAGAGUAAAGAACAUCGAGAUGAUCUCUUUUCUGGGAUGACUUUUGAUGGUAAACAGGAUACAAGUGAUAAUCAUCUGUCAACAAUAAAAAAUGCACAAGAGCCGUUUGAUAUUUUUGGGUCAAUUUCCGAACUUCCAUUGGAGCAAGAAAAUCAUAAAACAGAUGUUAAUAAUUUAAUGGCUGGAAUGUCCAUAAAUGAAAAUGUCCUAAAGGAAAAGCUCCCGGAAAUUGCUUCUGGGGUUCUUCCAGAAAAUAUCUUUUCAGUGCCGACUAAUCUUUCUGGACAUCAGCUACCUAAUGAUGCUUUAACUAGCAUACUUGGUUCACAAGUGUCUGGGAUGAAUGUGAAUCCAGUGUUUCCUUCUGGUAGUAUGCCAUACAAUGUACCUCCGGGCCUUAUGUUAAACCCAGCUUUUCAUACUCAGCCAAUAAAUUACGGUGCCAUGGGGAAUUUUCUUGCUCAACAGCAAUUUCUGGCUACAAUGUCCAACUUUCAACAUUUAAGUACCCUCAAUGCGCAAAACUCUGGAGUUGGUCAUGCUGUUGGCACUAAUGGAGGUGAAUAUUCGUCGGCUCUUCCUGAUAUUUUCCAACCAAGUUAUCCAAAUCAAGCUCCUGCUUCUACUGUGAACAAUUCUAAGAAAGAAGAUACCCGUGCAUUUGAUUUUAUCUCGGAUCAUGUUGCAGCAGCCCGUGAUUUAAAACGGGUGGUUUAAGUCCGAGCUUGUAGAGCUCAACCAUGACAGGGCGAAUAUAGCAGAACAGGUAAAACAUUUUUGGCCAAUAAUGAGCUGUUGGUACCAUGGCGUGCUUCCAAGAAAAUAGGAUUACGAAUGAUGGUGUGGGGAUAUCCCGGAACUAGAUAUCUAUACUUCAGAAAGAGAGAUGUUAUGGCUUUCAGUGUUUCUAUUCAGUCAAUUGUAUCUUCUUUUGCAAUGGAUUUGUGAAGCAUUUGGUGUUUUUCUUUUUCUUUUUUCAGGUUGGUUUUGUAUUUCCCCACUCUCACAACAAUGCUACUGGUACAUGUAUUUGAACAUAUUUAAUAAUAAGGCAGUGUUGUUUCUCUAAA
Molecule: messenger RNA, 2876 nt
Organism: Mercurialis annua (annual mercury)
Lineage: Eukaryota; Viridiplantae; Streptophyta; Magnoliopsida; Malpighiales; Euphorbiaceae
Product: protein MODIFIED TRANSPORT TO THE VACUOLE 1
Exons: 5
Coding region: 403-2523 (706 amino acids)
Cellular component (GO): trans-Golgi network membrane
Molecular function (GO): ubiquitin binding; phosphatidylinositol binding
Source: RefSeq, a predicted model, not a curated record